AUGCCGCAUUCAUUCUAUCCAACGGAUCAGGAAUGGGUUCUUCGGAACUUGGCCCCUCGUGAAUUCCUUCGCCCUACCGCAGCUGCCCUGGACAAAGCCUACAUCCAUGGCCCUUUCAUCGAUGCAAUUAGCUUUGGUUGCAAUGCUGUCUGGGCAGGGGAUUGCUUAGACAUUGUUCCCAUUACAUAUCUAGAUGAAGGGGGCCCAUGGAAGGACAUUGGUGAUCAAGUUGCGCAGGAUAUAGAGAGAAUUUGGAAAAGGAAGUUCGGUGAGAAUUGGAGAAUCCACGUACAAGAGAAAGAGAGGCCUAAAUACGAGGAUAGAAUGCGCACAGAACGGUUGAUCACUGAAUGGUCCAAGGACUCGGGCACGAAUCUGGCUCGCGAGACAGAUACAGAGUAA
Messenger RNA from Nannizzia gypsea CBS 118893, 402 nucleotides. RefSeq lists its product as hypothetical. The record is from RefSeq and is a predicted model, not a curated record. The coding region runs from base 1 to 402 and encodes 133 amino acids. NCBI's taxonomy places the organism in Eukaryota, Fungi, Ascomycota, Eurotiomycetes, Onygenales, Arthrodermataceae. The transcript has 2 exons.